AUGGAUCUGUCCUUGAUCGAUUCUGCCGCCUGCAGCUUGUUAGGAUUGAUGCUUCAGAUCUCAGGGUCGCUCUACAGGGAAUGGAACUACACAAGCCAGUUGCUGGCUGAGCACUUGAUCUAUGAGCUUUCUCAACUGCGUAAUGUCCUGGAGUCACUCGAAAUGGGAGCCUUGUCCGAAACAAAUGCCGUUAUUGUCUCCAAAAAUCUAUUGAUUUGUCUUAACGACGUGAAAGACUGUAUUGUCUCGUUGGAAUCCGAGCUGUUGGGGCGAAAUUCCUCCAACGUGUCUAAUGCUUCCAGGCUCCCAUUCACGCCUGCCGAAGGCCUGAAACAGAUCCAGCAUCUUCAAGCCUGUCUGUCGAGCAUUGAACGCUCUACGUCACUUGAGUCCGAAGAACCCGCUCCAAAGUAUACAGUAGACCUAGGCGGAGCUUUAUGGCGAGAUGGUGCAGAUUACAUUACAGCUCAUCGGUCGGCGCGCUGGCUUCGACUAGAAGGCACCGGACUAUGGCUCAUUAACCAAGCAAACUUCCGGAGAUGGCUCAAUGUAUACCGUCUGGAAGACCCUAACACCCUCUUUUGCCUAGGAGGACCUAGCUCGGGCAAGACGAUUCUGACGUCUUUGGCAAUCGACGAAGUUCAAAAACGGCAACAGGCUAAUAGAUCUUUAAACAUUGGGUUAGCCUACUUCUAUUUCAGCUAUAGAAAGUCCAGUCCGAUGCGAAAUGUCGUAUUGGCGCUGCUUCGACAGCUGUACUUACAAUCCUUGUCGCGAGUUGAUGAAGUGGCUGCCCUCGAAAACUUAGCUUCAAGAUCAGAGCACAUUCCUUUCACCAGUCUCGUUUCGGUCCUCCUAACUGUCUCAAAACGAUUCUCACAGGUAUACUUCAUUUUCGACGCCUUGGAUGAAUGCGGGCCAGCCUACAUGCCUGACUUGCUGCAUCUACUCACGUCGAUAAAAGCCUCGCCAGCCCGGCUACUUGCUUUUUCACGGCCUCGCCAGAUUUUCGAUGCCUUGGCAGUUGGCUCGAAGGUUGACGUCUUGCCAUCGAAAGAAGACAUCAAGCAUUAUGCCAAAACUAAGCUACAGCCUGUACCACUUUUUGCGGCUGACGGUGACUUAUUGGAUGAGGUUGUUUCUGCUCUUGUAGCUGCUAGUGAGUGGCAUCAUAUGUUUUCGCCCAUCGCCUUACACGUUGAUGCGUUCCGGCAGAAAUAUACCAAGAGACAGGUUAGAAUGCAGGAGGCUGAACUUCACCGAAGUCCAUACUCUGCUUACCAGGACAGCUUGUAUCGAAUCCAAAACCAGAGGCCGCAUAUGGCAGACUUGGCAAAACGAACCCUCACCUGGCUAUUUUAUUCUCAACGACCACUCGAAACUGUGGAACUUCUCGAAAUUCACCACUCCUCAGUCCUAGGUGCGGCAGAAAUCGAUGUCCCCUUGAUUGUAGAAGCAUGCAUGACUCUAGCACAGGCUGGAGGAACGGUCACAUUUACACGCACUUCCGUCAAGGCAUUCCUCGAACAACAAUCGUGUACCGUUAUGGACGAUGAGAAGAUGAUCGCGGGCCAUUGUCUACAGUAUCUAAUUGCCAGCAAGAUUGACAAAGCAACGACCCACGGCUCUCUCAAUGAUCAGCUUGGUAGCAAUCCAUUUUUAGAUUAUGCGGUUACCUACUGGGGGUGCCACUUGCGCAACGCAGUCCGAAGUGAUGCAGAGGAAUACGAGCAACUUAGGCGAUUGUGCUCAAUGCUGUUGAAUGAUAAGACGAGGGUAGCGAGUUUAUGCCACGCAAUAUUCACGCCCCAGUUGGAAAAGAAGGCGACAACUGAUAAACUCGUCAAGUCCUCUUGGCUUCAUCUUGUCUCAUACUUUGGGCUGGAUUGGGCAAUUAAUCCACCACUCGUUGAUGAAACAAUGGCGGAUGAACAAGACGAAUGGGGUCGAACACCGCUUCACCUAGCAGCCCUGAAAGGCUUUAACGACUGCGUCGCAAUUCUUCUAACACAAAAAUCCCAAAGCCAACAAGAUUUGGACAGAAGAACAGUUUGGCACUACGCCGCGAUGAGCGGAAACUCCGAGACUAUGCGUUGUUUGGUUGAUUUCAACGCUCGCGUUCUGGAGUCGACUCAUUUAGACACUUCAGCCAUCUUGGGAGCAGAUAAACUGGACAAAAGUCCGCUUGAAUAUGCGGCAAUCUAUGGUGAUGAAAACACAUUCAUGCUGCUUCUUCCAUUCUAUCCCUCUGAAUCUGCGAAUGAUUUUAGAAGCAGAGCAUUCCUGGCGGCUUUGGCUGGCGGCAAGCUAGACAUCUUAAAAUGCCUAUUAUCGCAGGGAGAAGUUGCUCACUACAACUAUUUCCUGGAGGCAACAAAGGUCGGAUCUAAUGCCUCAAUAAAUCUUCUUGUAGAUUACGGGUCAAGCAUUGACAAUCCAGAUGCUGCCGGAGAGUCGGCAUUCGCGAUCGCGGCGCGAGAGGGGUGGAACAAUAUUCUUAAAUUUAUAAUCUGGAAUAACGCAGAUCUUGAGAGUCAGGAUGCAGACGGACAGACAGCGCUCGCUCUAGCCGUAAAAACGGGCAACGAUGAGGGGGUACGAUACCUAUUGAAAGCUGGAGCUUGGCCAGAAGGGUCCAUAAACGGUGACACGCUCGUGGUAUAUGCCGCCAGUCAAGGCCAUGUGGAAAUUGUUCGGCUGCUGUUAGCCGCAAGACAUAGACCGUACGAAGCAGCUCUUACUGCAGUCAAAGAAGGGGGGACUGGACUUCUGGAAAGGUUUUCUCAAUGGGCAGUGCUUCCUACAAAUUUAAGCGCCGAUAAGAGACAGAGUCUAGUGGAAGCGGCAAAAGAAGCAGAUUCAAGCUCGACUUUGGGCACGUUGGAGUCUCAUGGACUGAAAGUUCCUCUGCAGCCAAUCUACUCUGUUCAGUCCGAAGUUGCAGUUGAUCCAGAGGCAUCGUUUCAGAAGGUUGAAACAUGGGGCGAAGAUGCCAUUCCACUCAGCGAAGCACUAUCUAAAAUGGACUUGGUAUCUACUAAGAGCUUGAGGAGAUCGGGGCUGAAACAUGCCCAAAACGAAACAGGGGCGAGAGAAGGACUCACAGAACAGUCGCUUAAGCUAUCUGAACUCGAAACAAAGGGAAUUCGACCAUCACCAAUAUCGUCCCGCCAACCGCCUCAAGAUGAGUCUACACUAGUGUGA
Molecule: messenger RNA, 3204 nt
Organism: Trichoderma aggressivum f. europaeum
Lineage: Eukaryota; Fungi; Ascomycota; Sordariomycetes; Hypocreales; Hypocreaceae
Exons: 4
Coding region: 1-3204 (1067 amino acids)
Molecular function (GO): protein binding
Source: RefSeq, a predicted model, not a curated record